AUGAACACUAUCAUGAUCCUAAUACCAAUACCCUUUAUUCUGUCUUCACUAUUUCCAUGUUUUCAGACUCAGAUUCUGCCAUCAUCACCCUUCGCCAACCAAGGCCAAUGGCAACUCUUGCACCCAACCAUUGGAAUAUCUCCAAUGCACAUGCAACUUCUACACAACGACAAAGUCAUCAUGUUCGACAGAACUGAUUUUGGUCACUCCUACCUUCCUCUUUCCAAUGGUCGUUGUCGCGUGGAUCCCUCCGACAUUGCCCUAAAACUCGAUUGUUCCGCUCACUCCGUUCUAUACGACGUUGUCACGAACACUCUACGACCCUUAAUGAUACAAACCGACACAUGGUGUUCCUCAGGCUCGGUUCUCCCCAACGGUACUUUGAUUCAAACCGGAGGCUACAACGAUGGUGACCGCACCAUUCGCAUGUUCACCCCAUGCUUCGACCAAACCUGCGACUGGGUCGAAUUCCCACGUUCGUUGUCACAGAGAAGAUGGUAUGCAACAAACCAAAUACUCCCAGAUGCUCGUGUCGUUGUUGUUGGAGGUAGAAGACAAUUCAACUACGAGUUCUUACCUAACAACAAUAUUCCUUCUUCUAUUCCUCUUAACUUUCUGCAACGAACCACCGAUGAAAGUGAAAAUAAUUUAUACCCUUUCGUCCAUCUUUUACCCGACGGAAACCUAUUCAUCUUCGCCAACACAAAAUCCGUGUUAUUUGACUACAAGCAAAAUAGUGUAAUCAAAGAGUUCCCUCCGAUUCCUGGUGAAGAUCCUCGUAACUACCCUAGCUCGGGUUCUUCCGUUCUUCUCCCACUGGACGAAAACCUUGCUCCACUCCAAGCUGAAGUGGUCGUCUGCGGCGGAGCGCCACGUGGCUCGUUCGAGAGCGCCGUGCGUGGGGCGUUCAUGCAAGCCCUUGCCACGUGCGGGAGGCUGAGACUCUCUGACUCUAACCCUAACUGGGUGAUGGAGAAGAUGCCGAUGCCACGAGCAAUGGGUGACAUGCUUCUCCUCCCUGACGGCAAUGUCGUUAUAAUUAACGGCGUAGGGGCGGGAACCGCCGGGUGGGAACAUAGCCGUGAGCCGGUGUUCACGCCGGUGAUAUUCCGGCCAUCGGAGACGGUGAAUCGGUUCAGUAUCAUGGCACCGGCGGCAAGACCCAGGUUGUAUCACUCUUCAGCUGUGUUGUUGAAAGAUGGAAGGGUUUUAGUCGGUGGUAGCAACCCUCACGUUUUUUACAACUUCACUGGGGUAGAGUACCCCACUGAUCUUAGCCUGGAGGCGUUUUCUCCGCCGUAUUUGGCGCCGGAGUUUAAUCCGGUGCGGCCAACGAUUAGGUAUGUCACGAAUAAUAACGUUUUAGGGUUUAGGGUUUUUUGUUACGUGACGUUUACGGUGGCUGAUUUUGGUUCGGCGAGUGACGUGUCGAUCAGGAUCGUGGCGCCGUCGUUUACGACGCACUCUUUCGGACAGAAUCAGAGGAUGGUGGUGUUGAAGUUGCGGGGGGUUACAUACGUGGGUGGAGAGGCUUAUUAUGCGACGGUGGUGGGGCCCUCGACGGCGGAGAUAGCGCCGCCGGGGUACUACAUGCUGUUUGUGGUGCAUAAGGGUGUGCCAAGUUCAGGUUGGUGGGUGCAGGUCAUGUAA
Messenger RNA from Vigna unguiculata (cowpea), 1650 nucleotides. RefSeq names its product glyoxal oxidase-related protein. The record is from RefSeq and is a predicted model, not a curated record. Lineage: Eukaryota; Viridiplantae; Streptophyta; Magnoliopsida; Fabales; Fabaceae.